AUGUCAGCUCCAAGUGCGCCACCAGUGUGGACGGAGCACAAGACGCCACAAGGCCGUCCCUACUGGUAUCACACCAUCGAACGCCGGUCAGUGUGGGAGAAACCAUCCGAGCUCAAGACGCCGCGCGAACGAGCGCUCGAAGCAACACCAUGGAAAGAGUACAAGUCCGGCGACAGGCCGUACUACGUGCAUAGCGUUACGAAGCAGUCUACUUGGUCGCUACCACCUGAGCUCAAGCAGAUCUUGGACCAGUAUCCGAUCGACAGCGCAAACGCCACCCCUGCCUAUGCCCCUUCUCCGCACAUCAACCAUGCUCAAUCGCCAAGUGGAUAUGCUCGCUCACCAGCAGCAGCUGUCCCAAGCACUCUUCCACAAGCAUCACCUUCUCACACACCCAUGCGCAGCGUACACCAACCCUCGGGCUCCAACACACCCAUUCCUUCUUCCUCCACCCGUGCAGCCUCUCCUCCUGCAACAGGCCGAAAGGGGCCUUCCACAAUCCAAACCAUGUCCGGAGCCACCGAAGUCAACUUCAAAGGCGACAAAGAAGCCGCUGAGUCCGCAUUCAUCCAACUACUCAUCGACACCGGCGUAGAUGUCGAUUGGACUUGGGAAACGACCAUGCGCACCAUCAUCACCAACCCACUCUACAAAGCUCUCAAAACCAUCUCCGAACGUAAGGCGGCAUUCAACAAACACAUUGAUUCCCUCCGCCGCAAACGUGCAGCUGAGUCAGCUGCGAGAUUAGAAGAGCUCAAGCCGGCAUUCAAGCAGCUCGUUGUGGGCGAUCAGCGGUUGAAAACGUACACUAGCUACGCUACAGCGAAGAAGUUUUUAGGCGAAAGUGCGGUGUGGAAGCAAACAAAAUCAGAUGAGGAGGCGAGAGGGAUCUAUGAAGCUGUUCUCAAAGAGUUGAAGCAGGCAGAGAAGGAAGAGGAGCAACGGGUGAAGAAGAGGAAUAUGGAAAUGCUCAUGGCCUUGCUCAAGACGUUUGAAGCGGAUGUUUUUACGAGAUGGAGAGAUGCACAUCGGACCAUCCUCGAAUCGCAGGAAUAUCAGGAGGAUGCGCAUUUGGGAAUGAUGGAUGUGAGCGAUAUGCUGGUGGUGUUUGAAGAUUUGAUGAAGGGAAUAGAGAAGGACACCGAUUUGGCCAAACGGAAGGAAAUGGCGCACAAGAAGAGAAGAGAAAGACAGAAUAGGGAUGCGUUCAAAGCGCUUCUUCGCAGAUUGGAGAGUGAAGGGCACAUUAGAGCAAGAUCGACGUGGGGUGAAGUGUUUCCGUUGAUUAAGGACGAUGGCGACUGUCUCAGGGCUGUGGGUCAACCUGGAUCAACACCAUUAGAUCUUUUCUAUGACUUUGUCGAUGACUUGGACCAAAAGCUUGAACAGCAGACUGCCGAUGCACUCCAACAUGUCUCGAAACAAGGGCACUCUGUCACACCAAGCACAAGCGAAGACGAAUUCCUUUCCUGGACCAGCGGUUGUUCAGUGCCUCUCCCCACUCUUAAACAGAUCUAUUCCGAACUGGUAGCAUACUUGGCAGAAGAGGAGGAGAAGAAAGCCUCAGAAGAACGUCGCAAGCUAGAACGUAAACAUAGGCAUAAGAUCGAAGAUCUCCGUUACGCAUUCAAGAAGGUCCAUCCUCCACUUGACUUGGAUGCAGACUGGCAUACAGAAGAGAUCCGAGGAAGAGUGGAGGAGUUGGAAGAGUACAAAGUGGCAAAAGAGGAGGAUGCAAGGAUUCCGCAAUGGGCUUGGGAGAAAUUUGUUCGACGACAGAGGGAGAAGUUAGCCGAGUCCACCGCAGAUGGUGUAGAGACAAGAAAGAGAAAGGAUUAUCCUAAUGUAGCUGCUCAGCGUGGCAGUCCUGGUACUGGAGAGGCGGACACGAUUGCGACAAAGAGGGUGAAAAGAGAUGAGGAUCAGGAUGAGAGCGAACCUGAGGAAGGAGAGGUGUAA
Ustilago hordei is the source of this 1959-nucleotide messenger RNA. RefSeq lists its product as uncharacterized. The transcript has a single exon. Gene Ontology annotation, molecular function: protein binding; RNA binding. The record is from RefSeq and is a predicted model, not a curated record. Lineage: Eukaryota; Fungi; Basidiomycota; Ustilaginomycetes; Ustilaginales; Ustilaginaceae. Gene Ontology annotation, cellular component: U2-type prespliceosome; U1 snRNP. Bases 1 to 1959 code for a protein of 652 amino acids. Gene Ontology annotation, biological process: mRNA cis splicing, via spliceosome.